AUGCAAAAAUAAACUUAGUUGACCAAGUUUUUCUCAAAGAAAGCAUAAGAAUAGUAGUAAUCCCCUAUAAGAACCAAAUUCAAUUCAGAUGUAAGGUUAUUAGUUUAUAUUUUGCUAGUUAUUCUUUUGUACUCCUCCUACAUAAGAAAUUUAAUGUAAGACAGAAAAUUACAUUAAUAAAAAGAAGGGGUCAAAUAAUUUAGAUAAUUGGAUUAGGAAAUCUUCAUUGUAACAAAAGAAGUGGUAUUUUUAUAUUACAAUAUAAAUAAAGGCCAUUUUUACCAAAAAAUUUGAUCUAUUAGAUUUACAAAUUUUUGCAAUUAAGAGAGUGCGCUACAUGUUCUUAAGUAUGCAAAUUUUGGAUGAUUUGUUAUAAUGAUAUCUAUUUUUCAUAUAGUUUUUUCAGGGAGUUCGAAACAUCAAGGUAAUUCUUAUUUUUUAAUAGUUUAAGAUUUAAUGAAAAGGAACUUGCUACUGUAUUGAAACGAUCAAGUAAACAAUUAAAGCACAUUAAGAAAGUACGAGAAAUGAUUAAAGGAUAAAAAAUCAGUUCAUUUUUAGAGAAAACAGAAUUAAGAACAAUGUUAUCUGAUAAUUCAUAACAAUAAGGAUCAUUAUUGGAAUUAUUUAAACUUGAACCAAAAAAACAAUAUACAUCAGUGUUUUUGACAGAUAAAGAUUUAAAUAGCAUUUGUACNAUAAAUAAUAUCUACUACAAUUGA
Messenger RNA from Paramecium primaurelia, 722 nucleotides. Lineage: Eukaryota; Ciliophora; Oligohymenophorea; Peniculida; Parameciidae. The record is from the annotation of a GenBank genome assembly.